AUGGUUGACAUUUUUGCCGGUUUGACUACACCCUGCUACGACAUCGCCUUUUGGUUGUUCAGAGGCAUCGUCGAGAAAAUUCAAUGGGACCGGAAGAGAAGAGCGAAGCAAUGUGGAGAGAUCCCCAGCUAUCCUCAUUGGGAUCCCUUCUUUGGUCUCGAUGUCGUGCUCGGAAUGGCCAAGUCCCUGAAGAACCAUUACUUCCUGGAUUGGCUCAACUGGGUGCACAAGAACCGGCCAAAGACGUUUCUCGUCAACUUUGUUGGCACUCGCUUUAUUUGGACCAUCGAGCCGGAGAACAUGAAGAGCAUGUCGGCUUUCACAUGGAAGAGCUUUGGCGUGGGCCCGAUGCGACGGAACAACAAGGCGACGCACCCGUUUGCCGAUAUUGGCGUGAAUACUGUGGAUGGAAAGGAAUGGGAGUUUGCCCGGUUCUUGAUUAAGCCGUUUUUUAUGCGAGAGAAAUACACCGACACGAAGAGACUAGAAAAGCACGUCGAUCGCCUCUUUUCGCUUCUCCCUGAAGAAGACGGUGUGACUGUUGAUGUCCAGCCUCUAAUCCAACGAUGGUUCCUAGACGUCGUAACUUUUCUUCUUUUCGGAGAGUCGCUCGAUUCAUUGGUCUAUCCAGACCGCGCUCAAAUUUGCUGGGCCAUGGUCGAUGUCUUGAGAGGAUUGCGUCUCCGCUUGCAAUGGUACAAGUAUCUGUUCCUUUUCAAACACCAGAAUUGGCUGGAUUCUGUUUCAGUCGUACACAAAUAUGUCGAUAGCCACAUCACCCGCACUUAUCAGGAGAUGGAACAGAUUGACGAACUCAAAUCCAAAGGCGUGGAUAUCAAGGAUGAGCGCACAGACUUGCUCUGGUGGAUGGCUCGCAAUCUCAAGGACCGAGAGGAGCUCCGUUCGCAGAUGUGCUUGAUCUUUGUUCCCAAUAACGACACUACAUCGAUUUUCAUUAGCCACAUUAUCUGGAACUUGGCACGCCACCCAGACAUUUAUGCGAAAUGUCGUGAAGAGGUCCUCGCUUAUGGAGAUGGAGAAUUGACGUUUGAGGCGCUGAGAGGAAUGAAGUAUCUGAACGGUAUUCUCAAUGAAACACACCGACUGUACCCCAAUGGCGUAACACAGGUUCGCAAAUGUCUCGAAGAUACAGUUCUGCCCACAGGAGGCGGUCCAGACGGGAAACAGCCAAUUUACGUCCGCAAAGGUGAUGUCGUGCAAGUCAACAAGAACGUGCUCCACAGAGAUCCCGAGAUCUGGGGCGAUGAUGUGCUGGAAUUCAACCCUGAUCGAUGGCGAGAGUUGCGUCCCAUGUGGAACUUUGUUCCAUUCGGCGGAGGCCCUCGAAGAUGCCCAGCACAAAUGUUGGUCACAGCCGAGGCCAGUUAUGUGAUUGCACGGAUAGCACGGAGGUAUGCUAGAAUUGAAUCUCGCGACCCGAGCCCUUAUGUUGGAGUAAUGCGAGUCGGCCCAUCGAGCAAGACGGGGGUGAAGAUUGCUCUUUACAGGGCUUGA
Molecule: messenger RNA, 1515 nt
Organism: Trichoderma aggressivum f. europaeum
Lineage: Eukaryota; Fungi; Ascomycota; Sordariomycetes; Hypocreales; Hypocreaceae
Exons: 5
Coding region: 1-1515 (504 amino acids)
Molecular function (GO): oxidoreductase activity, acting on paired donors, with incorporation or reduction of molecular oxygen, reduced flavin or flavoprotein as one donor, and incorporation of one atom of oxygen; heme binding; iron ion binding
Source: RefSeq, a predicted model, not a curated record